UUCUUAGCCAGAAAUGGAGGAACGCAAUAAAAAAAUACAAGAAGUCAAGAAAAUGCUUCAAGAACAGAAGAUAGAAGCUGACCAAAAGUUGACUCCUGAGAACUUGCCAAAUCUAACCUAUUCAGAGAUAGUAGAGUACAACAGAAAGAAUAAAAUUGGAACCUUCAUGGAUAAGGAAUGGCAAGUCCAUAUGGACAAGUACCAAAACCCUCUUGAGAACCAAUCACUAACAAAAUAAAGAAAAAUUAAUAAAUGGAUAUUACUCCUUCCCAAACCUCUCUAGGAUGGUAACGAAAAGAAUAAAGACUGCCCAACAAGACUUUGAGUUCUUGCAACAAUUCUUAAAAAGUAAAGACAAUAAAUUCUUAACUCUGGAGGAUCAAGACCAAGAGGACUUAACAGAUGAUAAACAGAUAGAAGACAGAUUAAUUUUCAAGAAGAUAGUUUCCAAAGCUAACUUCUAUGUUUACAGUUACACACUCUUGUUUUAUUCCUCAUCGAUACUAUUGUUCCUCAGAACUACAUUUAGCAAUACUAUGAAGCUGCACGCGAAAAUAGUUUUCGCCCCUUUUAUAUUCUUUAUUGGGGGACUUUUGUCGACCAAUUCAACAAGCAUUGCCUUGAUACUAAAUGCUCGAAGAAUCAUGAAGCCUCUCAAAGAAAAGCCAGACUCAGAUCUUGGAAAACAGUAUGCCGAACAUGUUGAAUCAAAGAAAGAUAUCUAUUAUGAAUAA
Moneuplotes crassus is the source of this 734-nucleotide messenger RNA. Lineage: Eukaryota; Ciliophora; Spirotrichea; Euplotida; Euplotidae. The record is from the annotation of a GenBank genome assembly.